Molecule: messenger RNA, 759 nt
Organism: Striga hermonthica
Lineage: Eukaryota; Viridiplantae; Streptophyta; Magnoliopsida; Lamiales; Orobanchaceae
Source: the annotation of a GenBank genome assembly
AUGACAGGUCCUCCACGGAUGGUGUUCACGAGACGAAUCGAGAAGGAUCUUAUUGAUUGUUCUUGGCUCACUCCUUGGCCUAAUCGACAUGGAGAGCCACAACGGCGCUUCCUAGCAAGAAGAGCUUGCCUCAUCUUGCACAAGAAUAAAGAGGUGAACUUCAAGCUAUGGAAAGAAGCUGAAGCAUACGGUGAUAUCCAGUUGAUGCCGUUUGUGGAUUAUUACAGCCUGCUUACAUACAAAACCAUUGCUAUUUGCAUCCUUGGGACAAAAAUACUGCGCGCCAAAUACAUAAUGAAAAUGGAUGAUGAUGCAUUUGUAAGGGUCGAUGAAGUUUUGUCGAGUCUCAAGGGAAAGCCUUCAAACGGACUUUUGUACGGUCAUAUAUCUUUCGAGUCAACCCCACACAGGGACAAGGACAACAAAUGGUUCAUAAGUGAUGAGGAAUGGCCACAUUCAUCCUAUCCUCCUUGGGCCCACGGGCCGGGCUACAUAAUCUCCCAAGACAUUGCAAGAUUUAUUGUUCAAGGCCACAAAGAGAGGGAUCUCACGCUGUUCAAGUUGGAAGAUGUUGCUGUGGGCAUAUGGAUCAACCAAUACGAAACGAGCGGGAAAAAAAUCGAAUACUCGAACGAUGAUCGGUUUUACAACGCGGGAUGUGAUACGGAUUAUAUGUUGGCCCAUUACCAAAAUCCAAGGAUGAUGCUUUGCCUGUGGGAAAAAUUGCAGAAAGAGCAUAAAGCUGAAUGCUGUGAAUGA